Molecule: messenger RNA, 2658 nt
Organism: Manihot esculenta (cassava)
Lineage: Eukaryota; Viridiplantae; Streptophyta; Magnoliopsida; Malpighiales; Euphorbiaceae
Product: lipid phosphate phosphatase 2
Exons: 8
Coding region: 1496-2461 (321 amino acids)
Biological process (GO): phospholipid metabolic process
Molecular function (GO): phosphatidate phosphatase activity
Source: RefSeq, a predicted model, not a curated record
UGGAUUCUUGGAAAGCGACAGCAAAGAUAAAACGCGCAUUGUUCAUUUGCUUUAAAAAUAAAAACUCUCCACUUUUCCUUCUCCCAAAUUCCAAGUUACUCCUCUUCAGCUCAGGUCAGUUCAUCUUCCAUGUCUUCAGUCCUCUGCUUGCUUCUUUCUAGAUUUUUUUUUAUUGGAAUACUGUUUGUUUACUGAGAAAUCGGAGGAUGUGAAUGAGAAAGAAAUGAAUAAUUGAUUGGCUUUUGUUGCCUUUGUUGUAAAAUGUUGAAAGAUGCUAAACUUUAGUAGCCUUCGAUUUUAAGGUCUGUCAUAGAAGACGAGUCUUACCUCCCAAUAUUUUUCUUUGCUGCUUUAAUAUUCUGGAAAAUUUCUCAACAACGAAACGGAUCGUUCAUAUGAGAAAACCUGCUUGAAGAAGCUUAAGGUCGCUAGAUAUCGGUAAACUGAAGAUAAAUGUUUACAUCUGCUUCAGAUUCAUUUUUUUUAUUUUAUUUUAUAUCGGUAAACUGGAGCUUGAAUUACUGUUUGAUGCAUGGGCUGAUCACACUUGUUGAGGAAUUUUGCUUCAGUCUUUCACUAAUACAUAUUCAACCAAAAAAUAAUUGUCUCUGUCUCUAUCUUUUUUAGUGUCAAAUAAACGUUUCACUUAGUAUGGUGCACUUUAUGUUUGAUGCCUUCUUCCUAUUCUUCUUCUCCUUCUUGGAAAUGAACUGAUAUGUCUAAAAUACGUGUUUGUUUUACACAUUGCCAAUAUAUUAAAGGGAAUAAUAUGUGGAACCUUUCUUCCCUCUUUCUUGUAUUGCCCCAACCCAACAAUUAACCCAAAUGGAAUUCAGCAUAUAAUAAAAGGUUUCGUAUCAAACUCCCUUGUUGAAGAUCCUCAUCCUUUGGUUUUGAGGCUUUUCUUUUCAUUUGGUUAAGCCAAGCAUGACCAUGAUUUGGACUGCAAAUUAAGCCCUGAUUGCUUGUGAAUGUGCUAUGCCUAUUCUGUUUAAAAACCUGUGCUUUAUAAAUGCUUUACUGUGUUUGGUACAAUUACUUGGCCAACAUAGUUGGGCUACAUUUUUGUUCAUUACUGAAGAAGGUCAAUUCAUUGUUUCUCUGUGUCUUUUUCAUGACCCCUAAGGGAUGCCUUUUCAUGGAGACUACACUGCCUAGUAGUCAAGGGAAAAUUAUGCUUGUGUUGGAACUUUUAAUGGGAUGAAGAGUGAACACUUGAUCUAUCUGGUAUACCACAGGGGAUGAUGAGUAAACACUUGAUCUAUCAGUUACAUGCAUGCUUACUUAAACAUUUCCUCACUAAACAUUUCACAUUCUCAUUUGGUAAAUGAUUUAUUCUAAUUUUUCUUAACAAAUUCGGAUUUCAGAAUUCAAUGGAUUGUGUUCUGGCAUUUGGAAGUCACUUUAUUUUGUUAUGUCAAUGUUGCUGACUAUCAUGUUCUGACCAGUAAUCUUUGCCACUACUAGUUUUCGUCAUCUUUUUAUCAACUAAUGAAUGGUCAGUGACACAAUGCCUGAGAUUCAGUUGGGCGCUCACACCGUAAGAUCCCAUGGAGUCAAAGUUGCCAGGACACAUAUGCAUGACUGGCUAAUUCUUUUGCUUCUUGUGGUGAUGGAUGUCGUUUUGAAUGUUAUUGAACCAUUUCACCGAUUUGUUGGGAGAGAUAUGAUGACAGACUUGUCAUACCCAAUGAAAGAUAAUACCAUUCCCUUUUGGGCUGUUCCAAUUAUUGCAAUAUUGCUGCCUUUUGUCAUCAUUAUUGUCUAUUACUUCAUCAGAAGGGAUGUCUAUGAUCUGCACCAUGCUAUUCUGGGCCUUCUGUUUUCUGUGCUUAUCACUGGAGUUAUAACUGAUGCAAUUAAAGAUGCAGUUGGUCGUCCUAGACCUGACUUCUUUUGGCGUUGUUUCCCAGAUGGCAAGGGGGCGUAUAAUAAUGUCACAACUGAUGUUAUGUGCACCGGAAUAAAGAGUGUCAUCAAGGAAGGACACAAAAGUUUUCCUAGUGGACACACUUCUUGGUCCUUUGCAGGUCUUGGUUUUCUAUCAUGGUACCUAUCUGGGAAAAUCAGGGCUUUUGACCAAAGGGGCCAUGUUGCAAAGCUUUGUAUUAUUUUCCUACCAUUACUUGUUGCUGCUCUUGUAGGAAUUUCUCGAGUCGAUGACUACUGGCAUCACUGGCAGGAUGUAUUCACUGGGGGUCUUAUAGGGCUCACAGUUGCUUCAUUUUGUUACUUGCAAUUCUUCCCACCCCCGUAUGAUAUAGACGGCUGGGGACCUCAUGCAUACUUCCAGAUGUUGGCAGAAUCUCGGAAUGGUACUCAGCCUUCUAAUAACACAAGUUGUCUUAACGUGCGUCAAUCAGAGCUUCAGAAUGUAUAUAUUGAUUCGCAACAUCAGAAUGUCACUACACGUGACACAAGCCCCAUUCUGGAGGGAACAGAGGGUGAGAGGAGACGCUGACUUCAGGUUUUUGACAACAAAAUAAGAAGAACAAAUGGAAAGAAAAAAUAAGAAGGGAUACCUCGUGAAAUUACCAUACCGUUUAAACUCAACAGCAUGUUUUCCUUUACAUCAGCAGACAUCUAUACUUGAAAUGUUCGGUUGGUUCACCCCUGAACCUGCUCCUUUUAGUUUAAUUCAUUGAUUCCAUUUAAGCA